AGGGGCGGAGAGAUGACCGUGAGGACACGGAGAGAGAGGGUUAGUUUGGAGAGGAGCCUGGGACUGCCUAUGGUGGAUGGGCGGAGCAGUAAGCAUGCGCUGAGCUGGCAGACUCUGGGCUGGUCCUGACGGGCUGGCUGGGCUCCGGGCGGCUGUCUGUGCGCGUCAGACGGUCGUGGGGGAGACUUCCAUCAGCACUCAGCGUCUCCCCGAGUGCGGAGAGGGAGGAGAGAGAAAAAAAAUCAGGCAGAAGGCACACGGGGAUCACUGCGCGAAAAGAAACCAAAAACAGCCCUACCUCUGCAUCUGGAAAAUCACCGAAGAAGCUAGAGACGAUCCUCUCCCUCUACCCCACAUCCCGUCGCCAACCCGCCCUAUCUAUCCUAUCCACCACCACCACUUGGUGCCCUCCCACCCCUUCACCCCCGCCCCCUCUUUGGAGAAGCAAGACCACCCAUAGGAACCCCUGUACUUGACCAGCGUUGCCAUUAAGCGAUGCGCUUUGAAUUUAGGAAGAAAUCACCUAUGCGCUUUUGAUGCACAGCACAAGCAAGUGGUCUUCGUUGUUUUUUCCUCAGCGGGAACAGUUCAGGCUAAGGAUCUCUGGGUGUUUGCACUUUUUUGACGGGUUUCCAGUGUCGGGAUAACAUGCAAAAUAUCACCCCACGACCACAGACAAGGCUGUCAUCCUCGUAGACAAGCCUUUAUUUAAACGAGCAGCUGUCACACACGCUGCGUUUUAAGGCUUAUGUUUGCUUUUCAAUGCUUAGAAAUAAUCCUGACAAUGGUCUGCAAACGGACCGCCUCUCCAGACACCUAGUUCUAUUUUCCCAAGACAUGACAGCUGUUUAUUUCGUUUUUAACGUAGAAAAAGCAACAAACUGACGAGGGGUCUUCUUGACACAGACGCCGUUAGAGCCACGGGACUUUGCGUGCGAAGUUUGCACAGCAGAGAUCGGGACCAAGCCGGAGAUAUCUCGACCACAUCCACGGCAUUCUCGCUUCAAGGAGGGAGGUCUGCGAUCAUGCUGUCGCUGGACGAGCCUCUGGACCUGAAGCUUCCUCGGAGGGCCAACGGGAAGGACAGAGGGGCGCGCAAUCCUCCUCUCUCACCGCUGCACCCCAAACAUGCUCGCCAGCUCCACAUGGCAGAUGAUGGGACAGCAGUCAUAGAGCCUGCCUCACCAGCAUCUCCACACACAGGCGUGCAGGUGGUCCCUCAUGAUCGAACAGACACUCCCACCCCCCCUGCAGUGGACCUGAGCAUGUCUCCAUCCUCCCGCCACACCCCAAGCUCUCCAGAAAUGACCAACGGAAACUACAUCCCUUCAGGCAAUUCUCAUAUCUCACAGGCCUUCCAGUUCUUUGUGCCAAUAGGACAUGGGACAGGACUUCACCUUCCAUCCUCUAUGUUCAUUGGCCAGACUAGUGACAAGAGAUCCUCUCCAGAUCUUUCAGCAGAUGAACAGCUAGCCUGUCGUUGGAAGAAGUGCCAUCUGCUGUUUGACUCCCUGCAAGACCUGGUGGACCACGUUAACGACUUCCACGUCAAACCUGAAAAGGAUUCUGGGUACUGCUGCCACUGGGAGGGCUGUGCUCGCAAAGGGAGAGGGUUUAAUGCUAGGUACAAAAUGCUCAUCCACAUUCGCACUCACACUAAUGAGAAACCCCAUCGCUGUCCCACCUGCAACAAGAGCUUCUCGCGCCUGGAGAAUCUCAAGAUACACAACCGCUCACACACAGGUGAAAAGCCCUACAUUUGUCCGUAUGAGGGUUGCAACAAGCGCUACUCCAACUCCAGCGACCGCUUCAAACACACACGCACGCACUAUGUGGACAAGCCCUACUACUGCAAGAUGGUGGGCUGCUUGAAGCGCUACACAGAUCCCAGCUCUCUCCGCAAGCACAUCAAAGCCCACGGCCACUUUGUGACUCAGGAGCAGGGCUCCUCAGGUGGAGUGGGCUCCCUGUUAAAGGGAAGUCAGAGCGGGGGGUUUACUAGUGGUGGUGGGAAAGAUUCAGAGUUGUCCUAUGUGAGUGGAGCCCACAUUAUAAUCCCAGGGGCAGCGGCUGCUCUCCUGGGAGGCCAUGCUCUGCAGGGCCUGGGUGGAAGCCUGCCCCUGUCCCCACUCAGUUCUCGGCCCCUGGACCUCAGCACACUGGGCUGUGCCAACUCCCCUCCUGGCAGCUUGGGAGGAACAUCCAUCCUCUCUUUCAACGGCUCCCCGCUGGGUCUCACAAAGUCCCAUCUUCUCUCCCCCGCGUUUCCCUCCUCGGCCCUGGGCCUGCCGAUGGUGCCGGUUCUGGGGCCCGCAUCCGAGUGCGGGGCCCAGAACCACCAUGCAAAGAAGGGCAAAGGAGAGGAGGCAGAGAAUGAGGUGACUGGGGGGGCCCUGAACCUCUCCACAGGAGGGUCUCAUGAUCCUUUGUCCUGGGUCGUCAUCCCCCCAGGCACUGUGGUGCUCAAGCCAGCUGUGGUCAACUGAUACACACACACACACACACACACGUUUUACUAACACACAUUCCAGAAGAGCUCAGGGGGUCGGGCUGGGAGGGUCAAUGCCAUAGUGAGGGUCUGGGCAGUCAAAGGUGAUAGGGAUUGGCUCGCACAAUCAAAUCCAGGCAAUGCAUUGGGAUAGAGACACUUAAAGAAUAAAAGCAUACUUAUCAAAUCGGCAAUCAGCAAAACAAGUGAAAAUACUACACCUCACAAGAAUGAGCGUGCAACGGAAGGCUAUCGCAUUGUUGGCAAAAAACUAAACUUGAGGCCCAAAUGCUCUGUUCAGUAUGGCUAAGGCCUUACAACAGGCUCCUCUUUCCUCUCUUAUUUUAUACUCUACUCAUUCCUGUUUGCUGUUUCUAUGGACAAGGACCAUGAAAGUGACAGUCUUAGUGCUCUGUGUUCUUACAAAAGUCCUCCUUCAUUGACAAGUAUUUAUAAGACUGUACUUUGACAGUGUGCCUCCAGCUUCGCAGUGAGAUACACACACACACACACACACACACACACACACACACACACACACACAAAAUAAGUGACGCGCUCACAUUUAGGCAAACAGGGGGAUUCUCAAAUCACUUUAAAGUUUUGACCUAUUUCUCGCAGGACGCUGUGAUUAAUAUGAUCCAGACAAGCUUGCCAAACCAAAGCAAGUGAACUCAAAUGUAUUUGUGCGGGGUGACGAGACCAUUAAACACAGCGAAUAAUAGUGUCAACUGGCUAUAGUAUCGAAACCUCAAAACUGCUGCUAACUAUUGACAAUCUGUCCCCAGUUUGGGGAGAGGGUGACCAACACAGACCAGCCUAGUCCACCAGAAUGUGUACGAGGUGUGCAGACUAGGGGCUUUUAGGGGCACGGAGCAAACUGAGGACAUAACAUAGACAAACGGUGUUACAUCACCUGGCAAUCACCAAUCGAUUUUCAAGUGAGAUUUAAGGCACUGUGGUGUAGCCGACACCCUCCAACCCCCCUCCUAGUAGGACGUGACACACACGACAUCCUGCUUGCCUUUUACAGAACUAGCACUGUUUUUUUCUCUUGGAUUGUCCAGCUGCUUUCUCGUAAUUGAAUCAACACGGCCAUCUUGCGUAUGAAAGGGCCACUGUGGCGAUAAACACUACUGUCUUGUAUUUUUUUUUUUUUUUAAGUAACCCGACCCAAAACCAGCUGUGAAAAACAGGUGGUCGUCCAGUCGAAGUCCAACCCGGAGCCGUCGGUCGAAUAUUUGUCCUGAGUUCAACAAGUUUUCACGCUGUGCCAAAAGUACCUGGAAAACUGCAAGCGGGAUGUUCACAUUGUGCCACAGAGGAGGGGUGGAGGUGUGUUUGGGCGGGGGGGUGUUGUGCACUCAGUGCCACAUACAGCUGGACUGAAUAUGAAGCCACACUAUUGCAAACUGCCUCAAUUUACUCUGUCCAAAGGGGCAAAAAUGGACAAAACAACAACAAAAAAAGACUCAUUUAACUUCUGGGAAACUUCUCAUGGUUUGAUAAAGCUGUCGACAUGCACUUAUCACAAACUAUAUCCCUUGUGUGUUCUUAUGAAAUGUUACACGGUUCUUUGAUCAGUUGUUUUGCUCUCAGUCCGGUUUUUUUUCCUGCUGUGGGUCCUUCCAGACGCCUGUCGCUCAGUAAUUGUCCGUGACACUGACUUUGAUUGCUGCGUGCACAGAAGAGAGAGGUCGAGGAGCGGGAGAGGAGGAUCAUAACACAAGGAACAUUCCCUCAAGAGACUGACAUAAACCCCAGCCCUCCUCUCUCUUCACUCCUCCAUCUCUCCCCUCUCCUUCCGCUUCAUUGGCUGUCUCCUUUUUUCAUCACUUUAUCCAAGGGGGCGAUACAUUUAGUUAUUGCUGUUUCGUGUUUUUUUUCUCUCUCUUUUUGUUUUGCUGUUGUUCAGACGAGACAUUUUUUCUAAUGUUGAAGAUGCUUCUUGUGUUCUGUCAUGGCUUCUCUGCAAAUCAGCUUUCUGCUGUCGAGGAUGAGUCUUUCGAGAGGUCGAAGAGUCGAAGAGAGGGAGAGCUUUGGUUGGUUUUCCAGCAGCAGUGGUCCCCAAUCUGACAUCUGGGAGACAAAAGGGAUAUUAUUAUAAAUCUGAAGGGUCGGGUAAUAAUUUUUAAAAACUUUAAAAAUGCUUCAGUAGAUCAGUGGAUGACACUAAGUCUGUUUGCCAGCCCGUUAUUUUGCCAUUAGACCUAUAUGUGAAUAAUCUUUAGUCUUUCUAGAAUAAUGAAUCCAGUGUGAUUCUUUUGCCCCUCAGGAUCAUUUUAAUAAUUCAAGUGAUCUCUAUCAUCUAGUGCUGCCAUCCACCCAUCCAUCCUCUUCAGGAUUAGUAGGGGUGCUGGCGUGUAUCCCAGCUUUUACUGGGCAAAAGGACAGCUCACCAGUCUGUCACAGGGCUAACAGAGAGACAGACCACUGUUCACACCUAUGGCCAAUUUUUUCCAUUGUAGUAUGUUAUCAUGUACUUUAACACACUGCCUUUCCCGAGCGUAACCUCACAGAGACAGUUAAGUCCUCAGUGUGGUUUCCUAUACAGUGUCACAAACUCCUUAACUCCUCCCCCUUGGAUGCCUUCUAUGGGUAACCUUUGUUUCUCUUUGAUCUGAGUCUUUUCUGUUAUAUUGCAGAUCUGCUUCCAGAGCAAAAUGACUGGGUUUGAAUCAGAAGUGAGCUCUGCCUAUACAGCUUACCAAGGCUACCCUUGGAAAAAAACAUAGAACCUGCUCUAAUGAUCGUCAAACAACGUCUUUAUUGAUAUGUAAAGGGCGACGCUGUUAAAUUUCUUAGAGUUAAAAUGAAACCGUGUUGUAAGGAACGGUAUCAGUGUUGGGGGGAUCUGCUGAACAUAUAUUAAGACUAAGACCAUACACUGUGCAAAAAGACAAGGUGGCAGACACAGUGAUCUGUAAUCUGUUCAGUAGGUUUGGGUUCAAAUGAAUGCUGUGUGCAAUUUUCAUGCAGAACAAACAAGAGGCAGCACUUCCAAAACUUUACAGAUUCUACCAAAACCUGGCAACCCUGAUUUCGAGGCCAUAACUGCAGAUUUGAUCCCUUUUGUCUUAAGCCAAAAGGUUGGAACCACUGCUUUGACAUUACAGUCCUCCAAGACAAACACACCGGUGUGUGCCACUGAGGGAGUGUGAGCAUAAUAAAUGUCUUUAUUGAGAGAGUAUCCGAAACAAAAAAACAACAAAAAGGAAAACAUCUGACUGUGAAAUGUUGGGCAGCACUGAGAGAGCGUGAGAGCAAAGAGAAAGGCUUGGCUGAAUGAAUAAAUGAAUAGACAAGGGACGGGGAGAGAUGAGAGCAGAGGCUGUAUGCCAGUGGAGGAUGGCUGUGCAGCGCAGCCACUCUCCAUCUGGCCACCUACCCCAGCAAACGGCCCUCUCAGCUCUGAAGUCGCUGUGCUGUGCCCAAUGUGGCAGCCACUCAGAGGCAUACCAGCCUGCAGAAAACUAGGCCACUGAACUCUAGCUGCCCUCUUUUCUUGUUUUGACAGGGAUAGUAAAAAGGCCACUUUCACAGCAAACAAAAGAAGUAUAAACCCCCGUGCCUGAGUUUGUGCUGCCCACAGGUCCACCAGGAUUCACAGCCUACCUGUGUUUCUGCCUCAGUAAUUUUGUUAGUCAUUAUUAUCUCAGAGACCCCCCCCCAAAAACACCACACACACACACCAUUGGCCUGUCUUUGGAGUCCGGGUGGGCAUUGAAUUGAAAAGAAUUUCUUGCUCUUUGAGUGGACAAUCCUGGCGUGUGAUGUCACCAAAACAGGUGUUAAGUAGGCUAGACACGGUUUCCAUGGCAACAGUGAAACCCACAGAUGCUGCAGCUCUCCUCUUCCUCCUCCACCUCCCCUGUCUGUCUCUUCCUCUUGCUGGUCGAAGCCAGGGACAGAGACUCUGCGUGGCUGCAGAAGUCUGAACGAUACUGACACGGAUCCUUCCAGGGUCCACCCAUCUUUAAUAUUAAAUAAGCUGUACGAUCCAUUAACCCUUUGAGCUCACCCUGUAAUAAACCGCCCCCCUCCCCCCUUUAUAGCGAGUGUAGAUAAGGUGAUGCUGUCACGUCUUUUCUCAGCGUAGUGCGUUAUUCGUCGGUUGUUUUUGGGAACAAAGUCAUUGUAAAAAGUCAUUCGGAGUCGCUAAAAUGUCUGAAUUCUAAAAUCUUAUUUUUCAUAUAGCAUAAAAAGAAAAAGUGGUACGCGUUCCUGCAGAUUUUAACACUUCACGUUGAGACGCGUGGAGCUGAAAUCCAGGGCAAAAAGCUGUCAGCGAGUCGGGUCAGGGUAAAAGGGGUGCCGCUGACCGAAAGCGCUACGGCGUUGCACAAAGGGUUAAUGAUAAGACUAAGGCCACGCAAGGCCUGUUCCAAGUUCUGUUUUUUUGCACAUUUGUGAGAUAUUAUGUCAGUAUUUUAAUUUUUCCAAGUGCCUUUUUAUUAUUAUAGGUAAAUAUAGAAGUUAUACACUAUGAAAAAGAAAAUGAUUAUAUGAAAAUAUAUAUUUUUUUUCCUGGCGUCAUGUUCUAUGGUCGAACAUGCAGAAUUUUAGAGUUGUAAAAGUCUCCAAUUGGUACAACAUAGCGGCGUGCUCCUGUUUUAGAGGAAUUUUAUUACGAUAUUGAUAAUAAUGUCAAUGAAAACAAAAAAAUGUUUAAUAAAGCUGCAUUUGAUA
Molecule: messenger RNA, 7177 nt
Organism: Maylandia zebra (zebra mbuna)
Lineage: Eukaryota; Metazoa; Chordata; Actinopteri; Cichliformes; Cichlidae
Gene: glis2b
Product: GLIS family zinc finger 2b
Biological process (GO): regulation of transcription by RNA polymerase II
Cellular component (GO): nucleus
Molecular function (GO): DNA-binding transcription factor activity, RNA polymerase II-specific; RNA polymerase II cis-regulatory region sequence-specific DNA binding
Source: RefSeq, a predicted model, not a curated record